GUGAGGGGGUGGUGCUUUGGGGAGCUACGGUGUAGUGGAGUGAAAAAUGAGAGACUAAGAUUGCAGGGGUGAAAGCAGUAUUUUGGGCAUGAAGAUUACGAGACAGAAGGGUAUGAGCUGCAUUGGGAUCGAGAGUGAUAAUCUGGUGGUGAUUGAAGCAAUGAGGAAGCGUUUGUAUGGCUCUAGUUCCUUUCAUCUGAUUAUAAAGGAUAUUCAAGAUUUUUUUUCUUCUUCUAAUUUUAUUAGUGAUUCAUGGUCUUUUGUCAAGCGAGAGGGGUAAUAAUGUAGCAUACAAAUUGACUUACUUUCAACCAUGGGAGUUUGGUCAAUGGGUGGAGUGAUGUAAUCCCUCCUCGCAUUUUGGAAAUUUCUUCAGUUGAUCUACAUGGUUUUUUUUUUUCAAAAAAAAUAAAGGUAUUAAAUUUGUUACUUUCAAAGUUAUUCACUGAUAAUUUUCUGUUUUACACAGAUCACUUACCAACUCAUCCAAUUCACUAACUCAUACAAUUCUACAAUUGCUAGUCUGCAACUACAUUUAUAAUAAAAUGUAGGUGACCGUCAGCUGAUGUUAAAAUCGCAAAGGUAACACUACCUAUACAAUUCCAUAGUUCACACUUCACAUGACACAAUUAAUUUGUCAUAAUGGCCACGACAAAAGAGUCAUCCUAACCACAUUUUUUUUGAGGAAAACUCAUCCUAACCACAUUUAAGACAUGAUAACUUGUAAUUGACUUAUGUUACCAUACUUUUCUUUCGUUUGUUGUAAACUCAGUUUAAUUAAUGUAAUUUCAGCCAUUUUCAAAAUUUAAAAAAAAAAACAAAAAAACAAAAAACAAAAAAACAAAAAAACAAAAAAAAAAAACCUUACACACAAAUUAUACUAGGUUUGGAGUGUGAAGAUAGCAUUUGAGAAAUGGAAGUGUAAUGAUAAACUAAUAAUCCGUACUUUUUAAAAUAAGUUUAUGCUAAACCCUUAUAAGGUUUGUCCUGCCUCAUAAUUAGACAAUCGCAUAAAGACUCAACCCAUUUAUUUAUUAGACGGAUCUAACCCAUUAAUAACUGUGGCGGGUCAUGGGUCAUGGCUUUUAACAGGGAUCCAAGGCGUCCAACCCAUUGAAUUGCUCAAUUGAAGCGCAUUCAACGUUCUCCAUUGAAGCGCAGUUGCCGUUCUCCGUUGAAGCUAGUUCGUGUAUCCCCCAUUGAAGCAGCUUCUGAGGAUUGAACUAUGAAAUCAGAUUCGUCCCCUGCUCCGUGGAAAUGGAGAAAGGUAGCUUAUGGAGGUAUGCAGCCGGGUUUUGGUGACAAUUAUACCGGUGAUUCAUUCCUCGAGGAUAUGGUCACAAAUGCUAAUGUUGUGAAGAGGGACUUGUGUAAGGUGAUCCUUGAUUCAGUGUCCAUUUCCCAGUAUCUUUGCACUGUCAUCCUUGUGGUGUUGGUCUGGACCUACACUCUUGCCUCAACUGUUAGUUUAAAAUCCCUUUUGCUUCUUGAUAUAACUAUGCUAGUUUCAGGCUUCGUAGUUCUCAUUUUAACUGCCAGGAUGAUUUCCCUCAAACUCUUCGCCCAAUAUGCUCUUAACAUUUUGUAUUUCAUAACUGGGUUGUAUGCUUUGUCUCCAAUUUAUCACACUUUGACGAAAUCCAUUAGUUCAGAUUCCAUUUGGGCUCUAACGACUAUGCUUAUUGUCCUCCAUCUCUUUUUGCAUGACUACACUGGGUGCACUGUGAAGGAUCCUGGUUCUCUCACAAAUCCUACUUUAAGUAGCAAUAUCGCUUUGAACAUGUCCAUCAUUGCUUCGGUUUUGAUUGCUUCCCAACUCCAAUCAAGGCAACUUGUUUUUGCUAUUGUGCUGUUUUCCUUGCAGGUUUUCCUUUUUGCUCCUUUUGUUGCAUACUGUAUCAAGAGAUACUCAUUCUGGUUGUAUCUAUGGUUUUCACUGGGAGUGGUGGUUCUCACUUUGGUGCUAGUUUAUAGACUGCAAGGAUUUUUCUUCGGCGUACUUCUAGGAUUGCUGGUUUUUAUCACUUUCAUCUGUCCUUAUUGGCUUACCAGAAUUCAAAAAUACAAGUUUGAAAUAAAUGGUCCAUGGGAUGAAGCCAAGCUCUGUUUUGACAUAAAUGAAUAGUGUGUGCGUUGGACAAUCUCACACCGUCAUCUCUUUGGUCAGAGAGUCAUCUUAAUCAGAAAUGAGGCUUGUAAAUUUGAUUAUUGUGAACCAUUCUAGUCUUUUAACCUCUGCAAGUGAAAGUCAUGGCUUGCCUUUUAUGCUCUUUGAUAAGCCAAGACUAAUUGGUUCUCCUCAUAUAUUCGACAGUCUCCUUGUCCGUCCUAUACCUUGAUAAAGGUUUGUGCUUAAAAACUGCUAUUCAGUGGGCACUGCAGGAUUUUCAGAAAUUAGGAGUAGGCUUCCAGGUUGGUGCUGCAAUUUGAAGGUUAUUGCAGAGCAAUUUGAAGAGUCCACAAUUUAGCAGUGAGUUGCAGGAAGGGCUAUAUUAAUACGUUUAACGGUUUUUGUUAUAGAAAGGAAGGAAUGGGGUUAAUCAGUAGAUAUUAUGAAGUUUUGAUAGUGUAGUAGGUUAGUUUCAUGUAACGAAAUUUUGUAAUGUAUGGGGUGGGAAAAUGUUUUCUCCCAUUGUUCAUGAUCAGUUUGAUACAGUUUAUGUAGGGCAAUUUUAUGUGAUAAAACUAUGUAAAUGUAUGGAGCUAAAGUUUUCUACCAUUGU
Messenger RNA from Chenopodium quinoa (quinoa), 2723 nucleotides. RefSeq names its product phosphatidylinositol N-acetylglucosaminyltransferase subunit C-like. Bases 1226 to 2125 code for a protein of 299 amino acids. Gene Ontology annotation, cellular component: membrane; glycosylphosphatidylinositol-N-acetylglucosaminyltransferase (GPI-GnT) complex. Gene Ontology annotation, biological process: GPI anchor biosynthetic process. Lineage: Eukaryota; Viridiplantae; Streptophyta; Magnoliopsida; Caryophyllales; Amaranthaceae. The transcript has 2 exons. The record is from RefSeq and is a predicted model, not a curated record.